This is a messenger RNA of Clunio marinus, 198 nucleotides long. Lineage: Eukaryota; Metazoa; Arthropoda; Insecta; Diptera; Chironomidae. The record is from the annotation of a GenBank genome assembly.
AUGAAUCACGCUUUAGCCAUCAUGUGCUAUGAGUUUGUUUGUAAACAUUUUCAACAAGUGUAUAAACAACGCCAAUCUGUUGUCAUGGAGACAACGUGGAGCAAGUUGGAUACUCAUGGCAAUAGCACGUGGGAUGGAGAAGAUUUCAAUGUGUUGGUGAUCAGCUGUUUGAUAUCAAAUGAAUUUGUAUUGACUUAA